AGACUUUUCAUAAGAAUGAGAAAGAUUAUCAGUUCAAAAGAUAUGAAAAGAAAGAGAGAAAUUAUGGCAAAAGAAACUGAGAUUAAGUCUUUUAUUCAAGAGCUUUCUUUGCUCACAAAAAUUAUCAACAAUGAUAAUAACAUUGAUUGUUCGAACUCUUCAUCUGUUGAUCAUGCUGCUGUUUCCGAAGAACAACAACGUCGUGUUAUUUCCUACAUACCCACGAGCUCGUUUCUAUCUCUUUGUACCUUAAUCGUUCAAGUUCUAGAUAAGAUAGGGCCGACGAUGGUUGUGCUGAAGCAAGACAUUUCUAAGAACAUUCAGAGAUUGGAGAUGCUUUGUGAUUCUGACCCGGCAACAUAUUCGAAUUUGAUAGAGAUAUUAAACAAAGAAGCAGUUGAACGAAAUGCCAAAAAGAGUAAUAGUUGUAGCAAAGCUUUGCUUUGGCUCACCAGGUCCUUGGACUUCAUGGGCUCACUACUUCAACAUAUUACAAUCGAACCAAGGGAAAAUAUGGAACAAAUUGUUGGAAACUCUUAUGAGAUGACCUUGAAACCUUGGCAUGGAUGGAUUUCAGCAACUGCUUAUAAAGUAGCUUUGAAACUUCUACCUGAUACAAAUACAUUUAUAAGCCUACUUAUGGCCAAAGGUGAAAACUUUGACACUCUUAGAGAUGAAAUCCAAACUUUAGUUUCAUUACUCGUGCCUCUCCUACAACAACUCCAUUCCACUCUUGACUUAUAUGGACUAGACAGGCUAAAGUCUACCUAAGGAAAUUUAUCAAUCGAUUCGACAAGCAAAUUAAAGAAGUAGAAUUUACGUACUCAUGUACAUAUUUACCAAAGUUGUUUAGAGAUCUUUUCUACAUCCUAAUAUCCUGAGAUGUAUCUUUCAAUUCGUUAGUUGCUAAAUUAGAAAUAGUGUGUGUUUGAGAGGUUAUGUAGGUCGGUACGAUUCUACAUUUUAUUUGUGUAGAUCGUACUCCAUGUUAGGGAAAAUUCAAGUUCUUUUUUUUGGUUUUAAAGUUGUCAUUGUUAAUGUUUAUCUCAUAUAUAUACCAUUUGUUAAUGGGGUUUUUGAAUCCUACAAUGUGUGGGAUUUUUAUGUUUGUUUGAUGAGAUGUAUGUCAUAUGAGACUACGAGUAUAAAAUCUGUGUGACCAUUGUAUGUUGUUUCUAGAUUGUUGUAUAUAAAAUAUAUUGUGGUUGUCUA
Molecule: messenger RNA, 1212 nt
Organism: Chenopodium quinoa (quinoa)
Lineage: Eukaryota; Viridiplantae; Streptophyta; Magnoliopsida; Caryophyllales; Amaranthaceae
Product: glycolipid transfer protein 3-like
Exons: 6
Coding region: 16-771 (251 amino acids)
Biological process (GO): intermembrane lipid transfer; ceramide transport
Cellular component (GO): cytosol; membrane; cytoplasm
Molecular function (GO): ceramide 1-phosphate transfer activity; ceramide 1-phosphate binding
Source: RefSeq, a predicted model, not a curated record